AUGGUGUCCUUGGACGAGAUCGAGUCGAAGCUGCUCCAGAAGCCAUCCGGCGACGCGCCAGAGGAGCCUCUUGAGCGCACCCAGUCCGUCUACAAGCCCCUCGACACCUUCAAGCUCGAGAAGGGCCGCAGCUACCAGCAACAGUAUGCUGACACAUACUUUCUCCGCCUGACCAAGAUCAAGCCUGCUGUUGAGCAGGUUGCAGAGGCAGCAUGGGAAGGAACUGUUAUCGGCGGCGAGACUGCCAAAAAGGCUGAUCGCGUGCUGGAUGUCCGCCAGGGCGAGCUAUGCUGGGUCGCCGGCACGGUGUAUGUGGACAUGUCUCUCAAACCAAAUAUCCUGGAUGACGUGUCCAAGGACCGCUGGAUCUCCGCCCCGACGUCUGUCGCGAAGUACUUUGGGGAUGACGACCGGGAUGCCAUCAUGCUCGAAGAUGAUUCUGGUCGUAUCCGACUUACUGGAGAUCUCUUGAAGUCCGUCAUGCUUGUUACCGGAUGCAUAAUUGCUGUCGUGGGGACGGAGAAUGCAAAUGGCGAUUUUGAGGUCAUCGAUGUGAAGUUCGCGGACCUCCCUCCACAGCCGGACCGAUGGGCAUUAUCAGAACCGCCAAAGAACGGUGCCAAUGGCGCAGCCAAGGGGAAAAAGACUGUCAAGUCUGAGGAUGUCGAGAUGACAGAUGCCAUGUCAGCAGCCAGUGGCGGCAAAAUUGCCAUCGUUUCAGGUCUCAACUUUGCUGGCGACGACACAUCAUAUGCCCUGGAACUGAAUCUUCUUCUCGAGUAUCUACUGGGCGAGGCACUUGAACCCAGCACACAGGCCGAGCUGUCUCACAUAAGCCGCCUGAUUAUAGCCGGCAACUCCAUCGCCGCUGCGAAUCCUCGGUUUGGUGAAUCUGCUGGAGAGAAGAAGGCCGCGCAGAAGAAGUACGGCUACGACGCCAGCUCGUACAACCCGUUGCCCUCACAACUUCUGGACGAGUUCCUGGCCGAGCUGUUACCCAGCAUGCCCGUCACCCUCCUUCCGGGCGAGCACGACCCAGCCAACGCCAGCUUCCCUCAACAACCAAUACACACAGCCAUGUUCCCGCGAUCCAGAGCAUUUGCAGCUGCACCUAAUUCUAAAGAGAAGGGGUGGCUUGACCCGGUGACGAAUCCAUGGGAGGGGGAGGUAGAUGGCUGGAGAAUACUCGGCACGGGCGGGCAGAACGUGGACGACCUUUUCAAGUAUAUCGACAGUGACGAUAGAAUCGCAAUGAUGGAAGUCAUGUGCCGGUGGCGGUGCAGUGCGCCGACAGCGCCGGACACUCUGUGGAGCUAUCCAUUUCAAGAUGACGACCCAUUCGUUAUGAAUAAUUGUCCUCACGUCUACUUUGUGGGCUGUCAGCCCACAUUUGGCACGAGAGUGAUUACUGGCCCAGAAGGGCAGGCAGUCCGGCUCAUUGCGGUCCCAUCGUUCUCUGAAUCCAAGGAGAUCGUACUGGUUGACACUGAGACGCUGGAGGUCUCGCGCGUUAAGAUCUCAGCAUCGUAG
This is a messenger RNA of Diaporthe amygdali, 1530 nucleotides long. RefSeq names its product dna polymerase delta small subunit. The coding region runs from base 1 to 1530 and encodes 509 amino acids. The record is from RefSeq and is a predicted model, not a curated record. Lineage: Eukaryota; Fungi; Ascomycota; Sordariomycetes; Diaporthales; Diaporthaceae. The transcript is spliced from 3 exons. Gene Ontology annotation, molecular function: DNA binding. Gene Ontology annotation, cellular component: delta DNA polymerase complex. Gene Ontology annotation, biological process: DNA strand elongation involved in DNA replication; DNA replication.